GUGAACUCCCCGAUGCUCAGGUGGACCCUGAGGACGGGCACCAGCGCUCCAGCACCGGAUCCAGGACCUGGCACCCCGUAGAACAGCGGGGCUGUCCCCCUCCUCCCCGACCGCGUCCGGGCGCGCAGCCCCCCGCGAGCGCCCAUCACCCUGGACCCUGGCGCCGAGCCCUGGCGUCGCCAUCCGGAGGCCGAGACUCGCUCCUGGAGUCCCCCAGGGGAGAUGGAGCCGCCUCAGUGUGUGGAGGAGCUGGAGGACGAUGUGUUCCAAGCAGAAGACGGGGAGCCAGGGACCCAGCCGGGGAGCCUGCUCUCUGCUACCCUGUUUGCCCAGAGUCAGCUGGACUGCCCCCUCAGCCGGCUUCAGCUCUUCCCUCUCACCCACUGCUGUGGCCCAGGACUUCGACCCACCAGCCAGGAAGACAAGGCCACUCAGACCCUCAGCCCGGCCUCCCCCAGCCAGGGUGUCAUGCUGCCCUGUGGGGUGACUGAAGAGCCCCAGCGACUCUUUUAUGGCAGUGCUGGCUACCGGCUCCCACUCCCUGCCGGUUUCCCCGCAGCCCAGCAGCCCCCCGAAGGCCACCGCGUGGAGGUGCAGAUCGCCCGGAAGCUGCAGUGCAUCGCCGAUCAGUUCCAUCGGCUUCAUACGCAGCGGACCGAGUGGGAUGAGACGGUUUGCUUCGUGUAACCCAAGUGCACUGCAUCCCACAGCCUGCUCUUGGAUUACGAAAGCCUCUUAGGAGUUGGCCUGUUGCAUACAGGACAUCCUGCAGCCUGGCCAGAUCUCAGCUGCUCUUGGCCCUGGACAAGUGGGUCGUGGCACAGGGCUGCCUGGUCUUCAGUCAGCCACACAUGCCCCGGUGGCCACCGACUGUGUCCUCUCCACUCUCAUCUGUAUCAGAUGACUGGCCAAGCAUUCAGAGCCCCCUGCGCACAGUGGGGAUUUAAACACCUGUCCGGCGCACCUGUCUCCCCUAACCACGGCGGGAAAGAGAGGCUGGAGGGAGGAUUGGGGCGGCUCUGUUGCUGCUGGCACCAACCCAGCCUCUGCAGAUGCUUCAUUUCUGCCGUUAGGGCUCCUGCCUUGGGCACUUUCUAUGCGUUCCCUCUGUUUCUG
Dipodomys ordii (Ord's kangaroo rat) is the source of this 1116-nucleotide messenger RNA. It is a transcript of the gene Bmf, whose product is annotated as Bcl2 modifying factor. Lineage: Eukaryota; Metazoa; Chordata; Mammalia; Rodentia; Heteromyidae. The record is from RefSeq and is a predicted model, not a curated record. The transcript is spliced from 5 exons. Gene Ontology annotation, cellular component: myosin complex. The coding region runs from base 223 to 687 and encodes 154 amino acids. Gene Ontology annotation, biological process: negative regulation of autophagy; positive regulation of apoptotic process; apoptotic process.